UCCUAUUGGCCACUGAUAUGAUUGACAGAUCUGCAGCCAACCAGAUGCCUCUAUUCUCCCCUCGUAGCCAAUGAAAGGCAGGGGGCGGGCGGUAGCGCCAAGCGUGCGGUUCAGUUGAAUGUGUUGGGGCCGCUGCUGCGGGAGAACAGCAUUUUAGAAUGCCAAAAAUGAUUGCGGAAAAAAAAGAAAAGAAGGCAGAAAAAAGAAAAAAGCUGAAGCAACAGGUGGCCCAAAAGGACGAGCUGGAAUUGGAAACUAAACCGAAGAAGAAGAAGCAAAAGCUGGAGGCUAUAAAAGAAGAAGAAGAGCUUAUUGCAGAGGAAGAGGAAGAACUUACUCCAGAGGAAAAGAGGAAACUAGAAAGAAAAUUAAAAAAGGAGCGCAAGAAGAAGGAGAAGCAGCUGAUGAGGGAAGCUGGAAUCCCCAUAAAAAAGGUGGAGCCCAAAAAGCCAUCGGGAUGUGAACGGGCUCUGGCUUAUUUAACCAGCUGGUCUAAAAACCCAGAAGAAUGGAAGUUUCAGAAGACCAGACAGACGUGGCUUCUCCUGCACAUGUAUGAUAAAGAGAAGGUUCCAGACAAGUAUUUCACCAUUUUACUGGAUUAUCUGCAAGGGCUUCAGGGCAAUGCACGAGACAAAACUGUGCAGAAAGCUGAAGCUUUUAUGAAGGAAUUUGAUGGUUCUGAUGGAGAAGACCCAAACCUGCUUGGGAAGUGCGAGCGCAUCAGACAAGUUCUACAACUGCUGUCCUGAGAGUAUUUCUGUGUCAUAAUUGUUGUCUGGUGGGGGGCAAGAGAGGAUGUCACACACUGAGGCUGUAAAGGAUUUGUAAAGAUAAUACUAAAUUUUAUACUCGUAAUUUUUUCCAAGUGAGAAUAUUUAUCGUGUUUUGAGGUGAUGAAAUAAAAAUAACACAUAUAGCCCAUA
This is a messenger RNA of Serinus canaria (Common canary), 926 nucleotides long. It is a transcript of the gene CHLSN, whose product is annotated as chromosome 14 C7orf50 homolog. NCBI's taxonomy places the organism in Eukaryota, Metazoa, Chordata, Aves, Passeriformes, Fringillidae. The transcript has 5 exons. The coding region runs from base 159 to 752 and encodes 197 amino acids. The record is from RefSeq and is a predicted model, not a curated record.